Molecule: messenger RNA, 1590 nt
Organism: Cylindrotheca closterium
Lineage: Eukaryota; Bacillariophyta; Bacillariophyceae; Bacillariales; Bacillariaceae
Source: the annotation of a GenBank genome assembly
AUGCUCUCUCGUUCAGCAUCUAGGCACCCGUUCAAGCGACUUGUCGAAGGACUCAAAGAAAAGGGCAAAACCGUGACGGUGGUCGAAUCAUGUUGUGGAGGUCUGAUCAAUGCCUCCAUCAUGGCAAUUCCAGGAUCCUCUCAAGGUAUUUUCUUUGGAGGAUCAGUAGCGUAUAAUACCAAACAGUCACAGAAAUUUCUCAUGAAUGACUCGGAACUACACUCGAAACUGCUGGCACAGCGACCACCAUCAACUGCCGGAGAAAGUGAAGCUGCCAACUACAUUCAAUCCAAAUUCCACUGGACGGCAGAAACAGCAAAAGCAUUCUGUGAACAGAAUAAUGUCGAUUAUGCAAUCGCCGAAGGAGGAGCAUCCGGGCCCACCUUUCGUCCCAAAGACCUUGACAAGGGGUUCGCAGUGAUUGCCAUUGCGGGAAAGGGGAAAGAUGGAAAGGCAGAAAUCCUGGCACAAGAUGUGAUCCGAUCGUCACAUGCUAAUCGUCAGGAGAAUAUGCAACUCUUUGCGGAUGCAGCAGCCGCACUGGCAGCAGAUACUAUGGGUAUUCCUGCGGUCGACGACAGUGAAAGUAGUAGUACUACUAAUACUAAGAACGAGCCAGCAGGCAUGAUCGAACCAUCCAUUCCAUCGCUCGACCGAGCCACAUAUUUGAGAACGGAUGCGGCAGCUCUGAAGCAGCUGGAAGCAAGAGAGGACGCCAAACUAGUUAUCAUUCGGGAUUCCAACGAUUGUCUGUUCUCUUCCGAUACCCAGCUGGCCCAAAUACGCAACAGUGAACAACUACAGGACUUACCCAAGACGUUUUUGGGACUAGAGACAGAUUCUGGCAUUCCAUUCUUUGGAAUUGAAGUGAAUGAAGAGACGGAGCAUCUACUAGACUUAAAAGGCGAAAAUAAUGGAUGUUACUUUGACAACACGCGGACCCAUGCCCCUCUGUUAAGUUCCGAAGAUUACGAAUUGGCGUUGUACGCUACAGCGCUAUCGCAAUGGAAAAGGACCCACAAGUUUUGCAACAUUUGUGGCAGUGAGACCAAUUUGAUUCAAGGCGGAACUGCCAUGAAAUGCAGUGGAUGUGGGGCCUUGUCGUGGCCCCGUCAAGAUCCUAGUAUUAUUGUGCUAAUUACCAACCGAGACGGGGACAAGGCGCUCUUGGCGAGAUCCCCCCGACAUCCCGACAAAGUCCAUACGGCCAUUGCCGGGUUUGUAGAAGCGGGCGAAACCUUUGAAAUGGCAGUCAUGCGAGAAGCCUACGAAGAAACUGGAAUCCGCGUGGAUCCCAAGUCAAUUGAAUACUUUUCAUCGCAACCGUGGCCAUUCCCUCGCUCCUCCAUGAUUGGCUUUCGGGCGACUGCCGACGAUACUCUGCCAUUGAACAUUGAUACGAAUGAGUUAGUGAGUGCCUUGUGGUUCGAAAAGGACUCGGUAACGGCAGCCUCGCAGAUUCCAGGAGCAGUCAUGAAGCAUGAAAUUGCCAAUCAAGCUCUGAAAGAUAAUCCAUCGUUGGAUCUUUUGAUUCCACCAACAGGUGUCUUGGCCCGCUCCUUGAUUGAUGAUUGGUUGGAGGAUCCAUAA